CUCCAUUUCACGUGUCGCAGCGCAAAUGUGUGUGGGUGCACCGCUUUGCACCAUCUCAUACCAUGACGACACCUGGCGCGGUCGCCUUCACAAGGCCCUUCUACUCCCGACCAAGCAGCCUUCAGCAUACAUUCUAUUCUGUAGUCCUGUGGGCGGUUAGCUGAGAGCUUCCACGCGUUCACACCGGCCACCCAACCGCUGCGUACGGCCGAGGAAGCUUCGCGCUUCGGGUUGAACGCGUGUGAACUCGUCAUUGCCGCACACUGCGCAGUUGCGACGCCUUGGGAUUGCUAUAUAGCUCCUUGCAGGCCUUUGCUGCUGGCCAAUAGCCACCAAAAGCUAAUUGGGCAGCUUACCCCGCUCCGCGUUUUAUAUUUAUGUAUUCAAGUCUCCUCGCAGCCUUCAACAUCCGGACAUCCGUUAACUCUAAACACAUUGACUAUAAAGAAGUCCUGUCGUUGCCUUGCUCCUCUUAGACCGUGUCGAGACAUCAUCCACGAUGCCGGCGCCACACACCCAGCAAGCACGGACCAACAAGCCGGCCGCGGCAUUCGCGCUGCCUGUACUGGUCACCUUCCUAGCAAUCACCACAGCCGCGAGAGCGGCACUGCCCAACUGCGCCCCAGCCGCGUCUGCGGGCUGGGGCAGCAGCUACCAGGGGCGAUGGACGCUCAACAUGCCACCCAAUGUCUGGGUCGAUAACGUCGGCAGCCGGCCCCCCGGUCCGCUGACUGUGGUCAACGACAUUAUGUAUGUCAAGGUGCGCAGCCACCACCUGCCCGGCUGGGGCGCGGCGGGCCUUCAAGUCCUAAACAUCUCCUCCGGCACCUGGCUAGGCACGCUGUGGCCUCCCAACCAACACCGCAGCAGCACUGCCGCCUCCGACGCAGACGGUGCCGGCAGCAACAGCGCAGCAGCUGGCGCCGGCGACGCUGACGGUGCCUCUAUCCACUACCCCAUGCCAACCGUGCCGCUCCGCGUGCUUGACGCCGACGGCGCCCGCAACACCCACAUAGCCUUCUUCUCCGCCCGCGCUCCAAACGGCACCACGCUCGUCCACGCGGCGGUGUUUGGCAGCUUUGUGCCAGCCACCGGCCCCGCCAUCACUGGCGGCGUGCAAAUCAAUGCCACAACCGGCGCCGUCAUCGAACCGCCGCUAGGCAGGCCCAUCCUUGGAUUUGUUUGGAUUCAAGCGUACGGCAGCCCGGACGAUAACAGCAUGCUGACUGACCCGGCGCUGUUCGAUUCAUUGGAUCCGGAUUCAGAAUCGCAGCAGCCAACUGACGGCGGCGGGCGGCGGGUGGGCUUCCUUGCGUUGACCAGCAGCCGGGCUCUGUACGUGGUCAACGCCACUGACGGCAGCCUGCUGUACAAACAAGAGUUCGGGAGCCGGGUCCUGAGGCCGGGACCUGGGAACUACGCAGUGCCGCCGGUCAAUUUCCGCGGCCUGGCUGUGUUCCCCACCGCCAACAACACCCUCCUGGCCUUCAACCUGGCCACCCGCACAUUGGCGUGGGAGGCCGCCUUCCCCGUCUCCGCCUUCAGCAGCCUGCAGGUGUCAACAGAGCGGCUGCUUGUGCGGCUGACCAAGCCCUCCACCACACCCGGGUACCCCUACUACUCCGUGUCAGUGGCCGGCGAGGUCCGCGGCUUCGAAAUCGACCCCGCGCUCUCCAGUUUGUCCAGCCCAUACACCACCAACCCGCGCAGCCCGCUCACACCCGAAGGCAUCCACUUCACAUUCCUGGACGCAGACCGGCCCAACCAGCCGCAGCGCAUCGGUAUAACGGACCUGGUCACACUUGAGCAGCGGUUACUCACACUGGACGCCACCAUCCGCUAUCCGCCCGUGCCGCCCGCCAUUUCAUACGACAGCUGCCGGCUAGUCGUGUACGGCAACGGUUACGUGAUGGACAACGAUGCGUUGCCCCCGGUCAUACCUGCCGUACACGUCAUUGAUGUGGCUACGGGCGCCAUCAUCUGGCGCAAGGAGUUGCUGGCGCUCACGGACGGCGAGGAUUCAUUCGUGCAGCACCCACACAUUGAUCCCAAGACUGGAUCCAUCUACCUGCUGCAAAACGAAUUGUUGUGGCGCUUUGAUGCUGUGCCCGAGAGGCCCGACCUGUCGCCUCCGCCCCCCGCUCUGACACCGUCGCCUUCGCCGUCACCCGCGCCGUCGCCCGCGCAAUCGCCGUCCCCAGCUCCAUCGCCGGCAGCCUCCCCCGAGCCCUCACCCACACCCGAGCCUGCUCCCCAAGCUACACCCUCGCCAACAGCCCGCCCGCCGUCACCGCGGCACCGCCGGCGGCCGCCCGCGCGGCGGCCACCCCCGCGCCCUGCCACCCGGUCGCGUCGGCAUCUGCGCCACCUGUAGACGGCGGACUUAUGGCAAGCCGAGGGCAGUCCCCUUCCUGCUGUACGGGCAAGCCUACAGGACUACGGUGUCCAGCUUGGUGUCCAGGUUCAACCCCAGCUGAACUGUGAACUGAAGAAUGUGAAUCCAACCCAGCCACAUGACCUUACAUGCAAACAUACUGUCUGACGUAUACUGUUGCUCUUGGCAAGUUGUCAUGUUCGCUUGUUUGCUUGUGGUUUUCAAGCACGCCAUAACUUAAUUGUUGACUGCAGACCGUAGAGCCGUCGCGCACACGGUGUGGCGGAAGUGUGCGUGCACUGUGUACAUUGCCGUGCUUGUCAGUUGACAGCGCCAGGGCUUUGUGUAGCUCGUGAAGCAGGGGCUCGCAGCUGUUGUUGUGCAUGGCAUAGGGGUUCUCUAUGUGAAUUGCGUGGGCCAUGUGGCCGAUGCAGGGCGGCGAAGCACUGCAAAGACAUGAAGGUGAUUAAGACAAGGCAGUCCCUCCGUGCAGUCACCUGCCAAGGGGCCAGAGCGUUGCAACCAAGUGGCAACCGCAAGUGCCGCUGCCUGUAAUGACAUGCCCAG
Messenger RNA from Chlamydomonas reinhardtii, 2941 nucleotides. RefSeq lists its product as uncharacterized. The coding region runs from base 500 to 2374 and encodes 624 amino acids. The transcript is spliced from 4 exons. Lineage: Eukaryota; Viridiplantae; Chlorophyta; Chlorophyceae; Chlamydomonadales; Chlamydomonadaceae. The record is from RefSeq and is a predicted model, not a curated record. Gene Ontology annotation, molecular function: protein binding.